CUUUGUUACUCUCUUCUCAGUAAUGUGCCCCCCCAACCAGCCUAUUCCUACUACCCAGACGAUGAGUUCCUGCAUUUCUACCGCUGGACGUCUCCACCAGGCAUCCUCAAAAUCAUGUCCAUCAUCUCCCUCGUGAUGUGCGUGGCCAUAUUUGCCUGUGUUGCCUCCACGCUGGCCUGGGACAGUCAGGGAGCGAUGAGUGGCAUGGGAGGGUCCUACGGGGGAACUGGGGGCGGUGGGUAUGGGGGCGGUGGGUAUGGUGGCGGUGGGUAUGGAGGCGGUGGGUAUAGCAGCUUUGGAGGCGGUGGAUAUGGAGCUGGAAACAGCUAUGGCUACGGUGGGCUCGGAGGAAACUACAAUGACCCCCGUAAGGGCAAAGGGUUCAUCAUCGCCAUGGCAGCCAUCACCUUCAUCGCCUGCCUGGCCAUCUUCAUCAUCGUCAUUUCUCACCAGACCCUAUCAACAAGCAGGAGGUUCUAUCUAGCAGUCGUGAUCAUCAGCGCUAUCUUAGCACUGCUAAUGCUAAUAGCAGCUAUAGUGUACCUGGUGGCAGUGAACCCCGCCGCUCAGUCCUCGGGAUCGUCCUUCGGCAGCCAGAUCGCUGCACUAUGUGCUCCGUACAAACAAACACAGCCCACUGGAGUGUUUGUCAAUCAGUAUCUGUACCACUACUGCGUGGUGGAGCCACAAGAGGCCAUCGCGGUAGUGUUCGGCUUCCUGGUCGCCAUCGCUCUCAUCAUCAUGCUCGUCUUCGCUCUAAAGACUCGCAAGAAAAUCCAAAACCACGGCAAGAGCAACAUCCUAUGGAAGAGGGUGAGGGUUAUCGAGGAGAUGGAGCCACCUCAAGAUGUAGAGGCAUGGUUGUUCCACAGGCCUGCAGAAGAGAACAUGCCUCUGCAAAAUGGAGCUCCCUACAGCAGUGUCUCAGAGGUGGCCAGCUCUCGUGGAAAGCCCAAAAAGAGACGAGCAGGGCGGCCGCGCCGGGCCGACGGACAGGAGUACGAAACGGACUACAACUCUUCCGGAGACGAGCUGGACGACAAUGACUUCGACAGUGAAUACCCUCCCAUAAGAAACGAGGUGGAGCGCAAUGACUACAAACGUAAUUUUGAUCGCGAACACCAGGAGUACAAAGACCUGCAGGCGGAGCUGGACGCCCUCAAUAAGGGUCUGUCAGACCUCGACAGAGAGCUGGACGACCUGCAGGAGGGCAGCCCACAGUUCCUGGAUGCUUUGGAUGAGUACAACAGGAUAAAGAACACAAAGAAGUCUCCAGACUACCUGGUGAAGAAGCGCAGGUGUAAAUAUCUGAAGUCCAAACUGAGCCACAUCAAGAAGAUGGUCAGUGAUUUCGACCGCAGAGCCUGAACAACUACUUGAGGAUCUUACGGGUGAAAUGUUUGAGGAUUUCAGAGAACAGAGGAGGAGCUACACUGAUGUCGAACACAACAGUGUCUGAGCUGUUAGCUGGUGAAACAUUGCAAAGGUUGUCUUCUACUUUUGAGACACAGAAAACAAAGAUUCCCUGUUGUGUUAUGAUACUGUUUGUAUUACGAGUAUCACCUGCCGUAGAUACUGUUAUAUAAGUAUUUAUUUUGCCUCAUGUUAUGUGAAAUCAUCUAUAAGAGGGGGUUAAGCUACUACAUAGUGGAGGGAAAACAAAACAAAUCGGUUUGUUUUUAAAUUGCUCUUUUUAUGUUGAUUUAUUAUGAGAUUCCUUUUCAAGAGCCUUUUUAUUCUCAUUUCUUGCGAUGUCGAUGUAAAUAUGUGGGAAACGCUGAGAUUUGUAAUGAUUUUAGCAAUGUGUGUUACGGUGAGUUAUGGUACAACAAACAGACACUUUUAAAUGCAUGUUUAAUGCAUAUUGAUGUACUUUUUAAAUGAUCUGAUGACUCUUUUUUUAUUAUAAUAAAUACAUUUUAUUGAACUUUUCUUAUGCUG
Messenger RNA from Notothenia coriiceps (black rockcod), 1941 nucleotides. It is a transcript of the gene oclna, whose product is annotated as occludin a. The record is from RefSeq and is a predicted model, not a curated record. The transcript has 6 exons. Gene Ontology annotation, biological process: bicellular tight junction assembly. Lineage: Eukaryota; Metazoa; Chordata; Actinopteri; Perciformes; Nototheniidae. The annotation marks the transcript as partial. Gene Ontology annotation, cellular component: apical plasma membrane; bicellular tight junction; cytoplasmic vesicle.